AUAACUUUUCCUUUCGAUUUGUCACCAUGUCCCAACCGUCAAUCACAACCACUUCAACCCACUCUGGCGAAUUACCUAUUGGCGCUGAUGGAAAGCCCUUAAAGCCAUGCUGCGCUUGCCCUGAAACAAAGAAGGUUCGAGACCGCUGUAUCUUCGACAAAGGCGAGGAGAAUUGCAAGGAAUACAUUGACAACCACCUCAAAUGCAUGAGAGAUCUUGGUUUCAAGAUUUAAAAAAACUCUCUAGCCUAAGGACUAUUUUCCAACACCUUCAAUUAGUGUACAAUAUCAUAUCCAGCAAUCAAAAGUGUAUAAUCUUCCCUCAAGCCCAUUUUUAGAGUCUCUAAAAGCUCUAUUCUUACGUUUUCGCUAAAGCAAUGAUAAUGAAAUAGAUAUCGAAAGGGAUUUUUAAAUCCUUCUUUCAAAAGUAAAAUAAAGAUAGAGUAUCCU
Molecule: messenger RNA, 449 nt
Organism: Umbelopsis ramanniana AG
Lineage: Eukaryota; Fungi; Mucoromycota; Umbelopsidomycetes; Umbelopsidales; Umbelopsidaceae
Exons: 1
Coding region: 27-233 (68 amino acids)
Biological process (GO): mitochondrial respiratory chain complex IV assembly
Cellular component (GO): mitochondrial intermembrane space
Molecular function (GO): copper chaperone activity; copper ion binding
Source: RefSeq, a predicted model, not a curated record